CUGCUGACGACCGAUCUGAUCCCACACAAACACACACAAAGGCGUUCUCUGACGGCCUGUCGCGUCACACGCUCAUCAUAACACUCUCACAGAGGCGCUCAGAGUCAGACCAGAGCUGGGAGAUGCUACGAGCUGGCAGCCGCUGACAGCAUUUACUGCCCAGCUGAUUCGGACACUCUCCACCUCUACCUCUAGAGAGCCCUGCACGCUCCUGCUGCAGCCCUGAAAAACAACACUUUGCAAACAACACUCACGUGACCUCCAACAGCUAAGACUGUACCUGACCCCACAUUUUUCAAAGAAAGGGGAACCUGACUCUGUGCAGAGCGGGAAAAGAAGCGAUCACAUCCCGCUGCUGAAACACAACCCACAGGACUGAGAGAAGAAGGAGGGCCUGACGAUCAUCUUUGGUGCCCGGGAAACAGAAGCAGGAUGCUGGCUGCAAUCCUUCGGGAUAUGUGGGUGGAACCGGAGGUGCUGGAGGCCCUCAGUGAGGAGCAGAAAAGGAUCCUCUUCCUCAAGAUGAGGGAGGAGCAGGUACGCCGCUGGAGAGAGCGUGAGGAGAAAGAGGAGAGGAAAGAACAAGACAACAACACCAGGCCAAAAAAAGCUUCCAGUAAACGCGUGAGCUGGCUCCUCGGGCGGGAUGGCGACGUGAGCGUCAGUAUAAUCGGCGAGGUGGAUGAACUGAGAUCCUCCAGACUCCUCCAGAACCUCAUGAACAGCAGACUCCACUCUGAUAAUAUGACUAGCAUCCAGACAGUGGACUUGCUGCCAGGAAGAGAGGACCAGCAGCUGAGCCUUAAAGAAGACAUCCAGCUAUCUCUCACACAUGAUAACAAAGCCUCACCGAAUGACCAGUCAUCCGAGGAGGACUCCUGCAGCGCUGAUGAUGACCUGAAGGACACAGCUGAGGACAGCGACAGUGAAUCAGGCAGCAGCUCGGACAACCUCAGCGACUGGGCUCCAAGCUUCAGGCCCCAUUUUAGUAGCUAUGGCAACCAGCCACUCAGAGCCCCGCUGGCGAACACAGAGAGGACCAGCCUCCAGGAUAGAGAAACUGUGUGCUACAAAGAGAAGACAGAGGGCAGAGGUCGUGUGGAGCAGCUCAGGAAGAAAUUCACAGAUAAUCAUCACAAUACAUCAACCGCCUACAAGAAACCGCCCAUACCUGCCAAACCUGCUCAUCUGCAGAAGUGAAGCUCACCGCUGACCCAUUAGGACUCCAUGUGUAGUCUGCUACACGCGACCCCGAAGAGUCUACUCUGCAGAGUGUAAUGAGCCCUCUGCAGAAAUAACAACUCCGUUGUACAGCAGCAGCCGUGGCUGAGGCUAAAUACACUGAAAGCAAAGGAUUCUUACUUGAACCCGAGCAGUGAACAAAAAUCCACGUUAUUAGACCUUAUUUCAAGGUCCGAGCUACAGAAAGAGAAACGUCUGGGGGUGGAGUGAGAGAAAGACUUGAAAGCUUUUGGACUGAAGUCAACCUGAAUGAUAAAACUAAGCAGCUUUGAUGUUGAGUUGAAAUUCAAGUUCAGAUGCGCUCACACAGUGUCUGUGAUUGACAGGUCGACACAGAGCAAGAUGUCUAGAGAUACUCUCACACACACAGACUAUUAACUGUAUGUGAAAAACACUGGUUUUAUUACUGGCAUGUCAUAAGCAGGACUGCUUUAUGAAAAAAACAACAGAUAAAUCAUAUUAAUGUCUUUCUUUACUGAUUAUAAGGUGGAAACUGUAAGAACGUAGUCCAUGUAAUGUGUUGCUAUAGUGGUUUUAACGGUGCUGACAUAUUGUUGACAAGAUUCUCCUUCAGCAUUUUACCUGGCAUGAGAGUUUGUUUUAUAAAAGAAAUGAUUAACAUGACUUUUUGUUUGUUUUUUUGGACAUAGCGUGUGUUACUAUGUAAUGGCCACUCUGGUGCACUGGAUUUGAAAAGAAACUGUAACUAUGACAUUCAAAGGAACUGACUUACAGCUCUUUUUAAUAGAUAGCUAGCAUGCUAACUAGCACCAUGUCUUUAGGGUCAUGUUGGCCUCUAAGUGGAUCCACCACUCCUGUGUCAGGGGUAUACUGAAAAGGAAUGACAUUUGAUAGAAGCGUUCAUCUUCAUUAGAUGGUGAAUUCUGUCUUUUCUGUUUUUCUCUGAGGCCAUCAUAAAGUCUUUUAGUAAACUCUUAUGAAAACUGCCAAAAAAUUUGGUUUACAUAUUCCUACUCCCUACAGGAUGCUUUAGAGUGAAGGCUAAUAUCUAAACAUUAGCAUCAUUAACAUAAGCAUGUUAGCAUGCUAAUGUUAGCAUCCAGCUCAAAGCGCUACUCUGCACAGAUGUUAGAAGGGCAAAGGAAAUUUUUGAUGAAUUUGACCAAAAACAAUUAGUUGUAAUAUUUUAUUUACCUUCUACUUCAAUGGUUGGUCUCGGAAACACCAUUUCUCAUCACUAAAUAUACAUUUGCUUGUUUGGGGUGGGGGAGCUUUCAGCUACCUGUCACAUCUGACCAAAGUUUUUUUUUUAUGUAGUAUAGCUGACAGCUGUGGAAGCCACAUAACUGCACUUUAUUUGAUAUUUGGACACAAAGACGUGAACAGAUGUUUCCAUACUUAGCAUCUACACUUAAUUCUUGCUUUGGGGUCUUUGUGCUUUUCCAGUCCAGUCUUCAGUAAGUGAAACAUAUGAUCAGUUGAGG
Messenger RNA from Archocentrus centrarchus (flier cichlid), 2687 nucleotides. Its product is annotated as SH2 domain-containing protein 4A. Gene Ontology annotation, cellular component: cytoplasm. NCBI's taxonomy places the organism in Eukaryota, Metazoa, Chordata, Actinopteri, Cichliformes, Cichlidae. The transcript has 6 exons. The coding region runs from base 433 to 1200 and encodes 255 amino acids. The record is from RefSeq and is a predicted model, not a curated record.